AUGAAGAAAACUGGAAAGCAAAGGGAAACUGGAAAGCAAAGGGGAGGGCGUGGUGGGUGGGGACACCCGAGUAAGGUCUCGGCGGCGGAAAGAGGCCCUUUUGGAGGGCAGGGUUCUGUGGGACGUCUGAGAACUUGGUGGACAGUCACAUCCUGCCACUCGGACAGGGAGGAGUGGACUUGGGGCGACCCUCUGGCUGACAGUUGCUCCUGUUUUGUCUUUUCUUCCCCCUUCCCGGCCACCCUCCCACCCCCGCCAGCCGUGGUCCUCGGCCUGCCCAGCGCCCGGGCCGCCGAGGACGCCUGCACCAGCGCCUGCCCGGCAGCCUGCGCCUGCAGCAGUGUGGAGCGCGGCUGCUCCGUGCGCUGCGACCGCGCGGGCCUCCUGCGGGUGCCGGCCGAGUUCCCGUGCGAGGCGGCCUCCAUCGACCUGGACCGCAACGGCCUGCGCUUCCUGGGCGAGCGGGCCUUCGGCACGCUGCCGUCGCUGCGCCGCCUGUCGCUGCGCCACAACAACCUGUCCUUCAUCACGCCCGGCGCCUUCAAGGGCCUUCCGCGCCUGGCCGAGCUGCGCCUGGCGCACAACGGCGACCUGCGCUACCUGCACGCGCGCACCUUCGCCGCGCUCGGCCGCCUGCGCCGCCUCGACCUGGCCGCCUGCCGCCUCUUCACCGUGCCCGAGCGCCUCCUGGCCGAGCUGCCCGCCCUGCGCGAGCUCGCCGCCUUCGACAACCUGUUCCGCCGUGUGCCGGGCGCGCUGCGCGGCCUGGCCAACCUGACGCAUGCGCACCUGGAGCGCAGCCGUAUCGAGGCCGUGGCCUCCAGCUCGCUGCUGGGCCUGCGCCGCCUGCGCUCGCUCAGCCUGCAGGCCAACCGCGUCCGCACAGUGCACGGCGGCGCCUUCCGCGACUGCGGCGCCCUGGAGCACCUGCUGCUCAACGACAACCUGUUGGCCGUGCUGCCGGCCGAUGCUUUCCGCGGCCUGCGCCGCCUGCGCACGCUCAACCUGGGCGGCAACGCGCUGGGCCUCGUGGCGCGCGCCUGGUUCGCGGACCUGGCCGAGCUUGAGCUGCUCUACCUGGACCGCAACAGCAUCGCCUUCGUGGAGGAGGGCGCCUUCCAGAACCUCUCGGGCCUCCUGGCCCUGCAUCUCAACGGCAACCGCCUCACCGUGCUCGCCUGGGCCGCCUUCCAGCCGGGUUUCUUCCUGGGCCGCCUCUUCCUCUUCCGCAACCCGUGGCGCUGUGACUGCCACCUGGAGUGGCUGCGGGACUGGAUGGAGAGCUUCGGGCGCGCCGCCGACGUGCCGUGCGCCUCCCCGGGCUCUGUGGCCGGCCUGGACCUCCGCCAGGUGGCCUUUGGGCGCUCCUCCGACGGCCUCUGCGUGGACCCCGAGGAGCUGAACCUCACCGCAUCCAGUCCAGGCCCGCCCCCAGAGCCAGCGGCCACCACAGUGAGCAGGUUCAGCAGCCUCCUCUCCAAGCUGCUAGCCCCGAGGGCCCCACUGGGGGAGGCCGUCAACACCACCGAGGGGCCGGGCAACACCUCGCUGUCUGACAGCCUUCCCUCCCGGGGUGUGGGACGCUCGGGCCGCAAGACCCCGUUUCUCCUGGGCUCUGGUCUUCUGCUCAGCCUGGCUCAGCACGUUUUUGUCCUUCAGAUGGACUGACCCUUCUGUACUGGGGUGGCCCAGACUGCG
Camelus dromedarius (Arabian camel) is the source of this 1698-nucleotide messenger RNA. RefSeq names its product nyctalopin (gene NYX). The record is from RefSeq and is a predicted model, not a curated record. Gene Ontology annotation, cellular component: extracellular matrix. Gene Ontology annotation, molecular function: protein binding. NCBI's taxonomy places the organism in Eukaryota, Metazoa, Chordata, Mammalia, Artiodactyla, Camelidae. Bases 1 to 1668 code for a protein of 555 amino acids. The transcript has a single exon.